Molecule: messenger RNA, 551 nt
Organism: Poeciliopsis prolifica (blackstripe livebearer)
Lineage: Eukaryota; Metazoa; Chordata; Actinopteri; Cyprinodontiformes; Poeciliidae
Product: chymotrypsin-like protease CTRL-1
Exons: 3
Coding region: 1-483 (160 amino acids)
Biological process (GO): proteolysis
Molecular function (GO): serine-type endopeptidase activity
Source: RefSeq, a predicted model, not a curated record
AUGUACAUCAUCACCCACCCUUCCUACAACUUUGUAGGCUAUAACUUUGACAUCCAACUUCUGAAGCUCUCCUCCCCAGCAGAGUUCAACUCCCGCGUGUCUCCAGUGUGCUUGGUCUCCUCCAGGAGCAGAAUCACCUCUGGAACCAAAUGUGUCACCACUGGAUGGGGCAUGACAGCAACAUCCUGUGUCAGUGCUCGUUACCUGCACCAGUCCGCUCUGCCUGUGCUCAGCGCUGCUCAGUGCAGAAUUUUCUGGGGUGACAGUACGAUCACUGAUGCCAUGUUCUGUGCUGGUGGUUCUAAAAUGUCUUCCUGCAAGGGUGACUCUGGUGGCCCACUGGUGUGUGAAAGCAAAGGUGUGUGGUCUCUUGUGGGUACUGUGUCUUGGGGCACCAUCGACUGCAAUGUGUACAGCCCAGGAGUGUAUGUCAACAUGGCCUACGUGCGCAGCUGGAUCGACCAGACCCUUACUGAAAACUAAUCAGAAAAACACUAAUGGAAACAUGUGUUUUCUCAAGAAAUAAGCAAUAAAAUCUUGAAGACUUUGAA